Molecule: messenger RNA, 1001 nt
Organism: Schistocerca cancellata (South American locust)
Lineage: Eukaryota; Metazoa; Arthropoda; Insecta; Orthoptera; Acrididae
Exons: 5
Coding region: 73-627 (184 amino acids)
Source: RefSeq, a predicted model, not a curated record
UGGCCGACUGCAGCGCCAUCGGCAGUAUUGCCAUUCGUAUCGUGACAAGUAGUUAAGAAGCAACGCAGCAACAUGGGCGCUUCGUUGUGGUCAAAGAAACUCAGCAAGGCUCUUAUGCUGAUCAUACUAGCAGAGAUGGUGUCAGUAGAAUCCCUUCAUGCAGUUGACUAUGGAUCCGUCAACAUCAGACUGAAAUGCUUCGCGGAACCCAACACUGCAAGGCGGGCGGCAUAUACAUGGAGGGAUUAUAAGGCAGCGGAUUUCAACAUGGAUGAUUUGUCCUGGAGCUGUUCCCCUGAGCCAUACGUUAGCCUGGUGUUGCACAUGGCAUCAACUCAACCCGGUGGUCUUCGUCCGUUGACAAAAAAGGUGACUGUGAAGGACGAGCAUUGGCAUGUCAAGUGCUGCACUGGAGAGCCAAUUCUACGCUUGGCAAAGUUACAGGAAGUGCUGGAUUCGUCCAUAAUUUUCCGAUCGCCCGAAGAGGGACAACGCUGCUGGAUUUUCGGCAAGAGUGAAGAAGGAAACAAAUCAAAAUGUGCAGCAUUCGAGGACGGAAAGGUAUCUUAUGUGGAUUGUGAGACGGCUAUGAGCUGCUGCUGCAUCGCUUCAUACAGCUGGUGGUGACCUAUCUGCCCUGAAGAUGGGUUGGAGCCGAGGCACUUCCCUCAUCUAUGACUCAAAUUCAUUUAUAUGCUUAUCUUUUCAUGUCCAGUUGCAAAUGUAAAUCUUCAAGUGUUCCAAAAGGAAACUGUAAAAAAAAAUUAAUUUAAGUCACGAAUGCGUUCAUACUAAACUUAAACGUCCACUUGUUUCCAAAAGGUCUCUUUUGGUGUCUGUCCACAACAUUCUAUUGUUAAACAUCUGCCUGAGUCUAACAUAUUUCCUUUAUUUGGUGCAAGCUUAUAUGUCUGCUGUACCAUUAGGUGAGAUGUGUUUACAUGUGUUGAUUAACAAAUCCUGAUGACAGCGUGCUGGAGACUCAUAUUUAAACAAAUAAA